AACGGUAAAAUGUACUGGAUCAGCGAAUCGCCGAGGAGAGCCAUAAAAAAUGCAGGACCCGCGGAAGAGAGCAGCUGCCGUUUCCCCAAAAAGUUUUUGCUAUCCAUGGGGAUCUAGUAACUCCUCUGCUAUAGUACAUAUUUGACAAGCUACAGUCGGCUCGAGCUUGCACUCCUGCUUCACGUUCAGUGUGGUUCAGACGCGCGGAGCUUCUCAGCGUUUUAACUCAGUUUGUUUUUUGUCAGUUGGUGAGGCCACCCCAACAACACAGCAGUCAUGGACGCCAUCAAGAAGAAGAUGCAGAUGCUUAAACUAGACAAGGAGAAUGCCCUGGACAGAGCUGAGGGAGCUGAGGGGGACAAGAAGGCAGCGGAGGACAAGAGCAAACAGCUUGAGGAUGACCUGGUAACGCUGCAGAAGAAGCUGAAAGGAACAGAGGAUGAGUUGGACAAGUACUCUGAGUCUCUUAAAGAUGCCCAGGAGAAACUUGAACUCGCCGAGAAGAAAGCCACAGACGCCGAGGCUGAUGUAGCUUCCCUGAACAGACGUAUCCAACUGGUUGAGGAGGAGUUGGAUCGUGCUCAGGAGCGUCUGGCCACAGCUCUGACCAAGCUGGAGGAGGCUGAGAAGGCUGCUGAUGAGAGUGAGAGAGGCAUGAAGGUGAUUGAAAACAGAGCAUCGAAGGAUGAGGAGAAGAUGGAGCUGCAGGAGAUCCAGCUGAAGGAGGCUAAGCACAUCGCUGAGGAGGCUGACAGGAAAUACGAGGAGGUCGCCCGUAAGCUGGUCAUCAUUGAGAGUGAUCUGGAACGUACAGAGGAGCGUGCUGAGCUCUCUGAAGGCAAAUGCGCUGAACUGGAGGAAGAGUUGAAGACAGUCACAAACAACCUGAAGUCUCUUGAGGCUCAGGCAGAGAAGUACUCACAGAAGGAGGACAAGUACGAGGAGGAGAUCAAGGUUCUCACAGACAAGCUAAAGGAGGCUGAGACCCGUGCUGAGUUCGCUGAGAGGUCCGUGGCCAAGCUUGAGAAGACCAUUGAUGAUCUGGAGGACCCUCUGUACCAGCAGCUUGAGAAAAAUCGUCUUCUUUACAAUGAACUGAGAGUGGUGUUAAAUCAGGAAUAAACUAUUACUGGAUGUGUUGUGAAAUUACCACUGUGCUCAAAUUGGAUGAAACAAAAUGAAAGGCACUCUUCAUUUGUGGCACAACAUUAAAAUACCUUUGUCUUGUCAUGUCAUUGGCCGUAGACAUUUGUCUGAUGCUGUGAUGGAAAUAUAGGCUAAUGUGUGUCUCUGACACAAACCUAAGAGUCAGGCAAAGACAAAAAACAUAUACAUAUUGGAUCAUAUUUAUCGGGAAGAAUGAAUUGGACUGUAGAUAAUGCGGAGCAUCAGAGAAAUGAAAUGCAUGUUCACAUUGCAGGUGAAGAGGGCAGGUUUCACAGACUCACAGAUGGAUUUAAGCGCAGGCCUAUUUUAGUUUAGUUAACCAACAUCUGGAAUUGUUAUUUCAUGAACAGCAAUUCGAUUUAGAUAACAUAAACUGGAUCACUGUCUAUAAGUCUAUGACUGAAAGAUUGUCCAUUGUACAGGAGUAAUUCUGGGCAUAAUCUGGGUCUGUGAAACUGACCCACAAUGUAUGAUAAGGCUUGAUAUGAGUGUGCAUUAUAACAAUAUCUACUGACUGUGGUUGACUAAGAAUAUACACAGGGACCACCUUUUAAUGUUUUAACUAUAACAAUCUUCAUUCAAUAUUAUUGGGUCUGUGAAACUCUUGGUUAAGUCAUUUUCAUUGUGGUCAAAAAUGAUAGACUGCAGGCUUAAUUUUUGUUGCACACAUAGUGAUGAAUUGAACAUGUUUAAUGGUACUGUAUAUUGACAGACAAACUCUAUCAGGCUAAUGAUGAGAACUUUGACUUGUGUCAAAUGUUGGAUCAGACACUCAUGGACCUCAAUAACAUGCAACAACAUGGUCCAUUAUCACACAAGACUGCACCGCUCACCUGCUGUGACCUGGUCCAGCAUUACACCAUGAUCACACAAACACUCACCUGCCGUUGCCAUGGAGGGCUCCUCCGUGCCCUCUUUGUGGAGAUCUCUGGGGCUUGACUGUUUUCUCAGCUCUCAGAGGGGCUGAGAAAACAAACACAAUGGACUUUAACUGGAUGUUAGCUAGACAGCAAAGCAGACAUAUGGCUGAGCAGUCACUUGACUCAUAUACCAUUUAUUUUUGUAUGUUAAAGUGACAUUUAAUUGAUAAAAUGUGCACUUGAUUUAUUCAAGCUAUUAUAAUGAACAGGAUUACUCUUGACCAAUUAAACCAUAACCGAAGCCAAGGUUUAACAUUUGUACUUUUUUAUUCUGCUUUUGUAACUUGUUCCUUAGUUAUUUAUUGUCCAUGUUUCUUUAUGUACAUGUUUCAUAUGUAUGUGCUGGUGCCUCAGUGAUAUACAGUACUUAUAUUUAAAAGAAAGUAAGCAUGUGCAAGAAAGUAAGCAUGUGCAAUAUGUACCUCCAGCAUGUUCAUUUAAUCUCAAAUAGAUCGACCUAGAUCAUUUCAUGUCCAGUGUCUGCCACAGGAAUGUUUUUUUUUGUUGUCAAAUAGUAUACAUGUUUGAUUUGAUGGUGUCUCUUGUUCAUUUUAUUAUGUGAAUGUAAUAUAUAAAUAAAAACCCACAAUCACA
Oncorhynchus mykiss (rainbow trout) is the source of this 2681-nucleotide messenger RNA. RefSeq names its product tropomyosin alpha-1 chain. The record is from RefSeq and is a predicted model, not a curated record. NCBI's taxonomy places the organism in Eukaryota, Metazoa, Chordata, Actinopteri, Salmoniformes, Salmonidae.